This is a messenger RNA of Acanthopagrus latus (yellowfin seabream), 1825 nucleotides long. It is a transcript of the gene mrps31, whose product is annotated as mitochondrial ribosomal protein S31. The transcript has 7 exons. Lineage: Eukaryota; Metazoa; Chordata; Actinopteri; Spariformes; Sparidae. Gene Ontology annotation, cellular component: mitochondrial small ribosomal subunit. The record is from RefSeq and is a predicted model, not a curated record. Bases 155 to 1519 code for a protein of 454 amino acids. Gene Ontology annotation, molecular function: structural constituent of ribosome.
CGGAGAGUACAGCUUAUUUACACAAGGUUUCUAGCAAAUUCUACCUAUCCAGCUGGCCGGAACCAUUGUUAUCCUCGAGUUUACGGGGGUGACUUAAUGUUGUGGCAACGCAGACAAAUGUCAGGAGCGUGGAAGGACAUUGCAAGAAGCAAUCAUGUUUAGAUUAUUAUUCCGGACUGUGUACACUGCUCGAAACUACCCAGUUAGUGUCAACGAAUCGUUAUCGUUGCUAGCUAAAUGUGACAAGGCUAACUGUAUAGCUCCAGCGUUAAGGGUUUCCAAUGGAGGUGGCCUCAGAGCCCUCAGCACAAGUUCAGUCAGGCUCUGUGAAAAGAAAAACGAAUCCGUUACAGCUAAACAAGAUGAAGAAGCAAAAACAGAUGCAGAGGCCGACCCUAAAGAAAAGAAGACUUUGGUCACGCAGGAGGCAGACGAGGACAGCAAAGUCAUCAAAAUGGCCGAGCAAAGUGAGGAGCCGCUGGUGUCAAAAGCAGAUGAUGGAAGAAGCGAUACGCAGCAGCACCAGGUGGAUGUUAAAACUGAACCGGAUGUGGUUACGCCAGAAAAAGUAGAGACUGAUGCAGCUAUGAAUGGUAAAGAGAGUCUACUAGCCCUCCUUGGAGGCAUGAAGGUGGACGUAACAAGUAAAAGGAAGCCCAAAAUCGUAAAUGAUAAGCAAAUUGAGUCCACCCCUGUGUCUAGACCACCAGCCAUGGAGAGCACCAUCAGCAUGUUUCAGCAGGCUACAGAGGAGGCUUCAUCACAGAGUGUAAAACUGGAUCCUGAACUGGUAGCAGCUGCAUCUGCAGCAGCUUCCACUCUUCCUAACAGCAGCCAGGCUGAGUCUCAGCUGCUCAGGCAGCUGAGGCAGCACGAGGCUGUCACUGAGGCUCAGAAGAAAGGUGACACGGCCAAAGACCUUGGACUACUCAUCGCUGAAAUGAAAAUAGGAAAGCAUUCGAACCGACAAAACGCUCGGCCGGCGAAUCAGAUCCGGUUUGAUGAGGACGGCCAGGGAUACACACAUGACAGAGGAAUCACAUCUGAGCUGGACAGUGCUCGGAGAAAGAGGAACCUGUUCUCUGGGAAAAGACUGAACAUCUUCACCCCCGGAACUGCUGACGGAGCUGAAUCAGCAGUUGCACGGCCUACUUUAUGGGACUUGGACUUUGCUCAUCAGUUGUCUGAAGUGACCAACCAGAUGCCCCGCAACGGGCUGGAGGAAAUGAUCCAGUGGACCAAAGAGGGCAAAAUGUGGCAGUACCCAAUCAACAAUGAAAUUGGCCUUGAGGAGGAAGCCAGUGUCUCAUUCCAUGAGCACAUCUUCUUGGAGAAACACAUAGAGGAGGGUUUCCCCCAGAAGGGACCCGUGCGUCACUUCAUGGAGCUUGUGUUGUGUGGUCUGUCCAAAAACCCUUAUCUGACAGUCCAGCAGAAGAAGGAACACAUUGACUGGUUCAGAGACUACUUCCACCAAAAAGAGGAAGUCCUUAACGAGGCUGGUGUUUACCUCAAAUAAGCUUAAUGGACUAGGACCCCUUUAAUCAGUGGGGGCUGAAAUUGUGAUCCUCUUCACCCACAUGGUUCCACAGGUUGUAGCUUGGGUUUCUUAACUCUGCCAUGAGGCCUGUUUAGAUUGGACUGGCGUCAAGUCUGCGUCCUGGUGUCAUCGCACAGCAUCUACUGUUUCUAAACAAUGUUGCUUCAGACUGCAGAACCACAAUCACUUCACUGUUGACUUGUCACAUAACGGAGAGUGAAAUGUUGCUGAUACAAAUGCUUGUACAAAGUAUACAAACAAUAUAAAAAAGCAGAAGUUCUGUCA